Molecule: messenger RNA, 731 nt
Organism: Prinia subflava (tawny-flanked prinia)
Lineage: Eukaryota; Metazoa; Chordata; Aves; Passeriformes; Cisticolidae
Gene: SVBP
Product: small vasohibin binding protein
Exons: 2
Coding region: 369-632 (87 amino acids)
Biological process (GO): protein secretion; negative regulation of protein ubiquitination
Cellular component (GO): apical part of cell
Source: RefSeq, a predicted model, not a curated record
CCGAUAGCGGGCAGGGUGCUAGGGGGCGAAGUGUGAGGAGAUGAGGCCACUAAGGGGGCUAGGGAGUGGGGGGUGACAGAAGCCUUGGGGGGCCCCUGUGGGGGUCAGAGUGUCUCUGGAGGUGUGACAGCACCUGAGAGACUCAGGAUAGGUUGGGGGGAAUGUCUCCCCCAGGAUGUUGGGGCGGGAUGAGGGAUCCCAUGCGAGGCCACGGAUGGGCUUGAGGGUCUCCUGUGAGGCUUAGGAUGCAUUUGGGGGUCACCUAUAAGGCACACCUCUGGCACCCAGGAUGGAUUUGAGGGGAGCCCCCAUAAGGACGCCAUUGGGGCACUCCAUGGGAGCCUCAUUUGCCUGGGGGUGUCACGGACAUGGGGGCCGUGUGGGUGGGUCCGGGGUCCCCAGGUGACCCCCCCCGUGUCGCAGCCAUGGAUCCAGGCACGGGGCCGCGGAAGGAGCGGCCGAAGCCGCGGGAGCCAGCGGCGCGCCUGGAGAAGGCCAAGCAGAGGUCGGCCCAGCAGGAGCUGAAGCAGCGGCAACGGGCGGAGAUCUACGCCCUGAACCGGGUGAUGACGGAGCUGGAGCAGCAGCAGUUCGACUCCUUCUGCAAGCAGAUGCAGGGAUCCGGGGAAUGACAGCCUGGCCCCUGCCCUGCCCCCUCCUUUUCUAACCCCCUGGUAUUUAUUGUCAAAUCACCCUUUUUAUAUCAAUAAAAUCUGUGCUGGUUCUCGGUC